AUGGCAGCUAGCAGCGGAGCAGCAACAUCAGCAUCAGCAGGAGGCGAAGGAUCUGGAUUGGGCUCGUCGCGUAAUUAUACCCACAGCACACCUGCUGCUGCCCACCGCAACUCGAGGCAGAGCGUGAUGGGAAACGCAUCAGCAUCGGCAUCCGGUGGGGGAGCUCGUAAUAGCACCAUUGGGGGGCAAUCGGCGGGGCAGUCAACUCCCAAUGGACGCAGAUCUAUGACUGGCGGCCGCCAGUCCUUGGCUCCCAACGCAUUCCCACUCUCGACUGCAGGACCUUUGGGCUCAAGACCGGCUGCUAACACCGACCCACGGCCUCUCCGGUCCAGAGAGUAUAUGGCAGAGAUGAAGCGCAGGGUACACGAGCUGGCCGAAGCAACGGGUUUCAGUGUUGCAGGCUACCGAGGCAUGACUUCACUCGACUCUCCCACACAGGCCAUCUUCUUGGCUCUGUUCCGACAUAUCUUCCAACAAACCAUCGACCCAUCCUAUGUCUUUGCUGCCGACGCCAAGAAGCCCGAAGAGGAGGUGAUGGACAUCUUGAGGGACUACAAUUAUCCUGCUCAGGGCGAUAUCACCAAGAUGUUGCUCGGCAGCGCCAGUAGUCAGCAGUAUUGGCCCAAGACGCUGGGUAUCUUGGACUGGAUGGUACAGCUUGCUUCUGCUGCUGGCAAGAUUCCUGCCGGUCCCCUAGCCAGGGACCAAGCCUUCCGGGAUGAGAUUGCAGAGUCGACUCGAGCCCACGCCGCUGCUGUUGCUGAGCUACGUGCGGCACCCAAGUCUCUCGGCGCAGAGCAACUUGCAGCUCUACGUCAGCGUGUAGACCAAAGGGCUGCUGCACUGCGUGCACUGGAAGUGGAGUACGAUGACGAGCCCUCGAAUGUCUUUGUGCCGUUUAACUGGAGAUGCUACGAGCGCUUCUGGCAGGGCGAAGACGUCUUCCCCGAUGAGAAGGCGAAGCUUGAAAGGCAUUUCCAGCGGAAGAAUGCUGGCGUGAAGACGGACAUCGAGCGUCUUCAACAGGAGAAGCGAGAGCUGGAAGAGGAGCUGGCUAGGCUGGAGGAGCAAGGAUCACCACUAGCGGCUGCUCAGGCGGAGAGAGAUCUGUAUGCUAGCGAUGUGGCAAAGUUCAAGCAGUACAAGGAGAGUGCUCUGCUGCCCAAGAUGCACAAGCUGCAGUCCACGGUAGCCAUGCUGGAGGACAAGAAUGAAGAGGGCCGCAAUGAGGUGGCCGAGCUUCAGGUCCAACAUGAGGUACUGGAGAAGCAAGUCGCAUCGCAAGAAAUGUCCAGUGACGAGUUCGAUCGCCUCACUACGGAGCGGUCAAGACUUACUGCCGAGAAGGAGAAGCUGGACGUGGACAUUCGCGAUGUGGAGAACCAACGCUACGACCUGGAGCUGGCAAAUUCAAACAUGCAGCAGAAGCUCGAGGAGAAGCUCAAGGCCUUCAAUCCUCUGGCAGCCAAGACGGGCGUCUUCCCACUGCGCGUCUCUGGCUCUUCAGCAAAGGGCGGCGAGGAAUACGUCGACGAGAUUGAUCUCCUGGUCGGUCAGCCUACGUUGCUCCACCCUGGUCUGGACCUCAAGAACGAGACGCGCACCGUCAUCUCUUCUCUGCGACGAGACGUGGAGAAGGAGCAACGCAAGGCCAUCGAGGAGAAGGUAGAGCGUCAAGAGCGCUACGACGAGCUGUGCGAGCGCCUGCACGUGCUCAAGGAACAAGAAGAAGAAGUGAAUGCCAAGCUCGAGGUCAUUCGAGAGUCCAUCGAAGAGAUUACUCGUCUGACCGAUGAGGAGACACGCGCUUUCAACGAGGAUCAGCUGAUCAAGGAGCGCAAGCUUCAACAGACGGAGCAGACGGGUCAUCGCCAAUUGGCCGAGGCCGAGUCGAGACUGGUGGAGCUCAGAGCACAUAUGAAGCACCUCCAGACGGUCGCUGGUGAAAAUCUCGAAAAGUACAAGGAUGAGCUGUGCGCCGCCGUCGAGGAGUGUGUGGCCCUCAAGGCGAGAGUGGGCGAGUCGCUUGAGGAGAUUGGAGUAAGGGUGGGCGUGGAAUUUGAGACAAAGGGGGAGGCUGCUGGCGGCGGCGGUGCGGAUGACAGUCAAGGGAGUGUUGGCAAGGAAGAGGAGCAGAUGGAAGAGUGA
Molecule: messenger RNA, 2151 nt
Organism: Microstroma glucosiphilum
Lineage: Eukaryota; Fungi; Basidiomycota; Exobasidiomycetes; Microstromatales; Microstromataceae
Exons: 2
Coding region: 1-2151 (716 amino acids)
Biological process (GO): attachment of mitotic spindle microtubules to kinetochore
Cellular component (GO): Ndc80 complex
Source: RefSeq, a predicted model, not a curated record